Molecule: messenger RNA, 3514 nt
Organism: Notolabrus celidotus (New Zealand spotty)
Lineage: Eukaryota; Metazoa; Chordata; Actinopteri; Labriformes; Labridae
Gene: dtna
Product: dystrobrevin, alpha
Exons: 22
Coding region: 229-2289 (686 amino acids)
Biological process (GO): synaptic signaling
Cellular component (GO): plasma membrane; synapse
Molecular function (GO): zinc ion binding
Source: RefSeq, a predicted model, not a curated record
UACAGGAGGAAAGCGCUGCCUUGUGUUCAGCUCAGCAGACAGGACGCUACCCGAAAAAUUUCCACUACACGAGAGAGCGUAUGCGGGGAGAGCGGCUCCUGAAAACGGCCGCUUCGUGCAAUGAUGCAGCACCUUACACCAAAGAAACCCUGAUCGCACUGCAGGACACGACCGGCUGUCGGGUUCCCUGGAUGGAAAACAGUGAUGUUGCCUCGACAUAAAUUCUGAAUGAUUGAAGACUGCGUAGGGAGCGGUGACAACAUGGCAGAUAGAAGGCAACUGUUAGCGGAGAUGAGGGCUCAAGAUUUGGAUUCCAUAAGGUUAUCCACAUACAGAACAGCCUGCAAACUAAGAUUUGUUCAGAAGAAAUGCAAUUUGCAUUUAGUUGACAUCUGGAAUGUCAUCGAGGCUUUCCGAGAGAACGGUAUCAACACCAUGGACCUCAACGCCGAGCUCUCUGUAGCUCGUCUAGAAGUGGUACUGUCCACCAUUUUUUACCAGCUCAACAAGCGAAUGCCCACCACCCACCAGAUCAAUGUGGAUCACUCCAUCAACCUGCUGCUCAACUUCCUGCUGGCAUCAUAUGACCCGGAGGGCCAUGGCAAAAUAUCCAUCUUUGUUGUGAAGAUGGCCGUAGGCACCAUCUGUGGGGGAAAAAUUCUGGAUAAAUUAAGAUAUAUUUUUUCACAGCUUUCAGAUUCUGCUGGAUUAUUGGUGCACUCACAGUUUGACCAGUUUUUGAGGGAGGUUCUCAAAUUACCCAUGGCAGUUUUUGAGGGACCUUCUUUUGGUUACACAGAACAAGCAGCGAGAGCGUGCUUUACACAGCAGAAAAAGGUCUCCCUCAAUACAUUCCUCGAUACAUUGAUGUCAGACCCACCCCCUCAGUGUCUGGUGUGGUUACCACUCAUGCAUCGGCUCGCCAACGUAGAGAAUGUCUUUCACCCGGUCGAGUGCUCCUACUGCCAUACUGAGAGUAUGAUGGGCUUCCGCUACCGCUGCCAGCAAUGUCAUAAUUACCAGCUCUGUCAGGACUGCUUCUGGAGGGGGCAUGCCAGCGGUUCCCAUAGCAACCAGCACCAAAUGAAGGAGUAUACGUCAUGGAAAUCCCCUGCUAAGAAGUUAACCCAUGCCCUCAGUAAGUCACUGAGCUGUGCAUCCAGCAGAGAGCCUCUCCACCCCAUGUUUCCUGACAUGCCAGAGAAACCUCUGAACCUCGCUCACAUUGUAGAUACGUGGCCACCGAGACCAGUGAACUUCACCAAUGACUACGCACUCUCCCACUCCAUGCCUACAUCAGGGAACCCUUACUCCACCAAAAAGUUGAACUACAACCUUGAUGUCGCAGAUAGACUUGCUGAUGAACAUGCUCUGAUUGGCUUCUAUGUGAAUCUACUCCAAAACAACCCCAAAACAUGUUUGCUGGAGAGCAGUAACCAUCAAGAUGAAGAGCACAGUCUCAUCGCCCGCUAUGCUGCCAGACUGGCUGCUGAUGCUGCGGCUCAGCAGCACAGGGUCCCCACAGACCUCCCCUGCUCUCUGGAUGCCAACAAACAGCAAAGACAGCUCAUCGCCGAGCUUGAGAGCAAAAACAGAGAAAUCUUGCAGGAAAUCCAGCGGUUGCGCCUCCAACAUGAAGAGGCCUCCCAGCCACCUCCUGACAAGGGCCAGCAUAACCCAACCCUGCUGACUGAGCUACGACUUCUCAGGCAACGCAAAGAUGAGCUUGAACAAAGAAUGUCUACUCUGCAGGAGAGUCGGAGGGAACUCAUGGUGCAGCUGGAGCAGCUAAUGAUGCUUCUUAAGACUCAGGGUCCCGGCUCUCCACGCUCUUCCCCCAGCCACACCAUCAGCCGGCCGAUCCCCACACCAAUCCAGUCCAACUCUGCUGUCACGACCCCGACGCACACACCUCAGGACUCACUGAUGGGCGUUGGAGGGGAUGUUCAGGAGGCCUUUGCUCAGGGUCCUAGAAGAAAUCUGAGAAACGACUUACUCAUUGCUGCUGACUCAAUCACCAACACAAUGUCAUCACUGGUUAAAGAACUCAAUUCAGAAGGUGGAAGUGAGACUGAGAGCAUUGUGGAUUCAGACUUUGGACGUGCUGAUCUACUGGCCACAAACUCUUCAGACCCCCUCUUUGAAUUUAAACCAAGGAGUUCCAGCGCGGCUGAGGAGAGCUUCGAGAUUGACCUGGAGCAGCAGCUGGAGGACGAGCUCAAGCUGGAGGAGCUGAUGAAGCACAGACAGGAAUCAGACAAAACGUGCAUGUUGACUCUGCAGCAGUAACCGUGUUGGUCCAGGUGACUGGUGAGCAAUAUGAAAAGCAACAAUAGUAGAAGACACUGGACAGGAUAACACUGGGCCUGCAGUACAUAGCACUGAAGAUAUGGAGAAUUUAAGUUGAACAAAUGGCUGAAUCCAACCAUAGAUUACAUUUAUGUGAAGAUAUAUUUUUUAACUAACCACAUAUUUAAGGUAAUACUGUGAGCUGAUGUAAAGAGAUUAAUUAGGGAUCUGUCUAUUAUACCACUGGUGCCAUAAAACCACAUGACUUUGGGGAAUUCUUUCUUGAUUUAUAGCCUUUUUUAUAUGAUUUGUCAAGCAAAUGUACAACUUCAAUGUUAGUACAGGGUUGCAAACGUGAUUAAGUAAUGAUUUUAAGUUCUAAUGUUUUAUGAAAAUAGUGAACCAGGUUUAUUUGUCAUCUGAUCUAAGAUAUAAACCUGAGAUCAAGUCAAACUUGAAGUUUUAGAUGAUCAAAUUGCAAUAUUUUGUAAAUGUCUAACUCAGAAAAAUGUACCACUAUUCCAUAGAUUUCUUACUGUUUCUGUCGAGUGGCUUUUUUUAUUGACUUUUUUGGAGCAGGCUAAUCAGAUAUUUUUGUUUUAUUUGAUACGUUAUCGUAAUGCACACUGCCUUAGCUGAUUGGAUGGCCUCUUUAAUGAGCUCAUUCAAACUGUCAAUGCAGCAUGUAUAGCUAGCAACAAGACACAGUGCUCAGGUGCAUUGCUGGCUUAAUUCACUGGACAAAUCAGGUUUAACUCAUCCAAUCUGAUGUAAAGAAGUGCGUUUAUCUGUAGAGGGAUCUGCAACACUACACUGUCUACAUAUAUUGUAAAUUGACCAUGAAAAUAGAUGGAUUGAUUAGAUUAACAGAGAAUUCGAGUACUCUUAAUUACUCAGAAUCAAAGGUUUGCACUGUAAAGAGCAUUGAUCAAAUUGUGUUUAUCUUCAAUUGUUUACGAACAAAGGUUUGGCCACAGGUCAUUUGCCAUUUUGUCAGUUAACAGCACUGCUCUCACAGAGAGAUCAUGGUGUGUCCUGCACACCAUUAUUCACAAUUGUGAUAUAGUUUCUGAGUGUGCGUGAAACUAAACUCAGUCGCUUUAGAAAAAGUGGCAAGCCAAUCUAAAAAUCAUAAAUGUGUGAAAUAUAUCUGGUUUGAUUUUUGAGCAAGUUCAUAGCAGUGAUUUUGCAUGGUGGUGAUACAUAAUAAAGUGUUGACACAAAA